Molecule: messenger RNA, 660 nt
Organism: Trichophyton benhamiae CBS 112371
Lineage: Eukaryota; Fungi; Ascomycota; Eurotiomycetes; Onygenales; Arthrodermataceae
Exons: 4
Coding region: 1-660 (219 amino acids)
Biological process (GO): protein transport to vacuole involved in ubiquitin-dependent protein catabolic process via the multivesicular body sorting pathway
Cellular component (GO): ESCRT II complex
Molecular function (GO): structural molecule activity; protein homodimerization activity
Source: RefSeq, a predicted model, not a curated record
AUGAUUGCUGCUGGAGUCGAAUGCCUUGCCUCAACCUCAUAUGACCAGGAUAAUAUAUUCUAUUUCUUCGAGAAGAUGGCAAAUAGCAGGAGCACAGAUAAUGCAGGGAACAUGAAUAGUAGCCGUACCGACUUUAUAUUCCCUCGGGACUACUCUUUCCCGCCGUUUUACACUAUUCAACCCAACCUCACAACUCGCGAGAAACAGUUCCAGAAAUGGUCGUCCUUCAUUCAGUCAUACUGCAGACACCAUCGCAUAUAUCGCCUUUCGCUGAUAGACAUGAUAUCCUCGCCUUUAUUCCAUAAUGCGGAGCUGAAGAAGGGCCUGAACCUUGGCGAUGCUGUGAUUAUUCUUGACUGGAUGGCUGGCACAGCGGGGGGGAAACGUGCAGAAUGGAUCGGGAGUGAGAAGACAAUAGCUUGGAUAUGGUGGAAACGGCCUGAGGAAUGGGCCACUGUGCUCGCGAGUUGGGUUGACGAAACGGCCCAGAAAAAUACAGUACUCACUCUCUAUGAGCUCAUGGAGGGAGAGGCAACCGUUUCCCAGGAGUUUCAUAAGAUGGACCCCGAAGUUAUGCAAAAAUCUCUCCAGGUCCUCGUCAAGCAGGGCAAAGCCCAAGUAUUUGGAAGUGAAGACCAACAGGGCGUCAAGUUCUUCUAG